Molecule: messenger RNA, 4440 nt
Organism: Corythoichthys intestinalis (scribbled pipefish)
Lineage: Eukaryota; Metazoa; Chordata; Actinopteri; Syngnathiformes; Syngnathidae
Gene: tmem63c
Product: transmembrane protein 63C
Exons: 23
Coding region: 121-2478 (785 amino acids)
Cellular component (GO): plasma membrane
Molecular function (GO): calcium-activated cation channel activity
Source: RefSeq, a predicted model, not a curated record
AGGUGGGAGUUUCUUGUGUUUCUUGGCUGUCUGAGACAAAAACACAACGACGUUUUCUCCCUUUUAUUCCAUCACGGAAGCCCACCACGAGCGAGCGUUUUGUGGAAUGGUCCUGUGCUGAUGGCAGAAUCUGCACUCCUAAUGUCAACAGCGCCCCCUGUGGAAGGCACGCCCGUGGUGCCAAAUGUCUCGGGUCUCCUGGACUUGGCAGGCAAUGACAACGGCACAGCUGAGAGAUGCUUCCGGGCACACUCUCGCAGCAGUGUCCUCCAGGGUCUCCCCUUUGGAGGGAUACCCACGGUCCUGGCCAUCAACGUGGUACUGUGGAUGUUCCUUUUGCUCAUCUUCUCCUGCCUGAGGAAAGCUGCUUGGGAUUACGGCCGCCUGGCUCUGCUGAUGGACAAUGACAGCCUCACGUCCCUUUUCUACGGAGAACCGAGCGAGAAGGAGAAGUCACCCUCAGAGUCAAGCCCUUCUGACUCCGAAACCAAGGACAUGGGCUUCUGUUCAUGGCUCACAUCUCUUUACCAUAUGAAGGACGAGGAGAUCCGCAGCAAGUGUGGCGUCGAUGCCGUGACUUAUUUGUCAUUCCAGCGCCACAUCAUCCUGCUCAUGACCGUGGUGUGCCUGCUGUCUUUGGCAGUGAUCCUACCAAUCAACUUCUCCGGGAAUCUCUUGGGAGACAGCCCUGAGAACUUCGGAAGAACAACACUGGCUAAUGUUAGCGCGAAGGACAGCUUCCUGUGGCUGCACGCCAUAUUUGCGUUAGUUUACUUCAUCAUCACGUUCCUAUGUAUGGCUCACCACUCCAUACGGCUGCAGUACAGAGAAGAUGAGAAGGUUGCAAGAACACUGAUGAUCACAUCCAUACCGAGAGAAAUUUCAGACCCAGGAUUGAUUACCAAACACUUACAUGAGGCUUAUCCCAGUUGCACCGUCACCGACAUCCGGUUCUGCUUUGACAUCAACAAACUAACCAGGCUGGACUUGGAGAGGCGCAAGGCGAUGAAAGGCAGACUAUACUUUGCCACCAAAUCCCAAAAGGAGGGAAAGAUCAUGAUGAAAACCCACCCGUGUGCGCAGAUAUUCUGCUGUGACAUUUGUGGCUUUGAAAAGGUGGAUGCAGAACAAUACUACAGCGAGUUAGAAGAGAAAUGGACAGAUGAAUUCAAUGCUGAGAAGAACCGUAUCUACAUGAAGAGGCUGGGCAUUGCUUUUGUCACAUUUCGUGAUGAGAGGAUGACCGCUGUAAUUGUCAAGGACUACAGUUGCGUGCGCUGCCGACGCCGACCCCAGCAGUCCAGUAUCAGCACAGUGGUUCAGUCACACCAGUGGGGCAUCAGCUACGCUCCUGCUCCCAGUGACAUCAUCUGGGAAAACCUGUCAGUCUGCGGAUCUCGCUGGUGGCUUCGCUGCGUCCUGCUCAACAUCCUCCUCUUUCUGCUGCUCUUCUUCCUCACCACUCCUGCUAUCAUCGUCAACACCAUCGACAAGUUUAAUGUCACCAGGCCUGUGGAGAGCCUGAAGAGUCCUAUCAUCACUCAGUUCUUCCCAACCCUCCUGCUGUGGGUGUUUUCAGUCCUGCUGCCCUUUAUUGUCUACUAUUCGGCCGUCUUUGAGUCCCACUGGACCAGGUCCGGGGAGAACCAGGUCACCAUGCACAAGUGUUUUUUACUUCUGGUUUUUAUGGUCCUUAUCCUGCCUUCGCUCGGUCUCUCCAGUCUGGACCUGUUCUUCACUUGGCUUUUUGAUGUCAACUUUCUAGAUGAAAAGGAUGUCAAAUUCCAGUGUGUUUUUCUCCCGGACAACGGCGCUUUCUUUGUAAACUACGUCAUCACUUCCGGGCUCAUCGGCACCGCCAUGGAGCUGCUUCGCAUCCCCGCGCUGAUGGUGUACGGCCUUCGUCUUUGCUUUGCAAAAUCUCAGGCUGAGCGUAUUCAUGUCAAACGGAGUCAGACCUACGAGUUCCAAUUUGGCCUGGAGUACGCUUGGACCAUGUGUAUCUUUUCUGUCAGUGUGACCUACAGCAUCACUUGUCCUAUUAUUACACCCUUUGGUCUGCUGUAUGUGAUCCUAAAGCACAUGGUUGACCGCUACAACAUCUACUAUGCGUACGUUCCAACCAAGCUCAACCAGCGCAUCCACAGAGCUGCCAUCCAUCAGGUCAUCUUGGCUCCCAUCCUCUGUAUCUUCUGGCUGCUCUUCUUCUCCGUUCUUAGAUUAGGUGCAGUGCAUCCCAUAACCUUGUUUACUUUGGCGUCCCUGCUGUCCUCCAUUGUGGUUUCCUUUUUCCGCUUGUGCCUUAAAAAGCAACCUGACAAGUCAACAAGCUACCAGAUGUCUAAUCAACCAGCAGAGAGAACAUUCCAAGAAGCAGACAGGAGUACAGUUACUGCAACCACUGCUUCCAAUAGGGCGCCAUGUUUUACACGCCAAUGCACGCUGGGCUGGGGGUGCGGACACAGAACUGUGGGAUGAGUUCCCGACGUCAUACCUACAAUUCCAGCUCAUCAGCAGUGUCUUUAAACCGAUCCUUAGCGGGUUGCCAAGAUAUUGACUUGCUGCCAUUUAACAGUUUGUAUUCUCGAUCCCUUCUUUGCUAGUUGCAUCCUUGCCUUGUUUUUUUUUUUUUUUUUUUGUUCGUCUGCCUUUCACAGCGGCUUUCCCUUGGGUUUUAUUUUUAUUGAUCCCAACCUAUUGUCACGGACCUUUUUUUUUCCCUCCUUUUUUGCGAUGGCGUGUUUUUUUUUGUGUGUGUGUGUUCAAUAAACCCUUGUACGCAAUCCCUCUGUUAUUGUUGUCUGCUUUGGGGUCCAACCUUGCUUAAGCAUUCGAGGACUGUCACAGUUUUGUUGGUUUUCAUCUGAGGACUUGAGUUACGGAUGUAGCUAAUAGAUCGAUAAACAAUACACACACUAUCGAUGUAGAAAAAAAAAAAAAAAACAUGGUCCUUAUGGUGUUAGAUAAUGUUACUAAACAAUGUGGUCUUGAACGCUACCUGCAUGCAACUAAUGUGCUUUAAGUACAUAUAAAGUACACAACAGCCCUCUUUUAUCUCAUUGUGCAAAAUAAGGCAUCAUUAUAAUCUGUUGGGGAGAAAAUUAUACGAAUAGCCAGCCAUCAAACUAAAUUUAAUACAUUCAUUCAUUCGUUUUCUGUGUCGCUUAUCCGUCUUAAAAAUUUAUUUACGCCGUAUUCAUGUUGCAUAUAUAUGUGCAGGGGCGGACUGGUAAUCUGUGGCUUCUGGAGGAUCACAGGACGGCCGGCGGCCGCCAUUCAUUAUACAUCACUGUUUUUAUCCCCCCUAUCCUCUGAUUAUCUACAGUUCACAUCCAAUCCGACAGGUGGCAGCAAUGCGCCUGGCUGUUCACCGCCAAUCUGAUAGAAGAACGAAGAAAGCACAGAGUAGCCCUCAUUGAUUCCUUGUGGAAGCAAAAUAGCGACGAGCGUUAAUGCACAAUAUGGAUGGUGGUGGCAAAAAAAGAAAGAAGGGUGGCGGGGAGAAGGUUAGGGAGAAAAAAUUAAAGAAACUGGAGAGCGAAGCAUCAAAAUGUCAUAAGUUGACAAAUAUUUUCGCAAGCAUCAGUCUGGCUGCAACGGCCACGCCGGGUAACAACUGCCCAGCCCCCGGCGAUGGUGAGAGUGGGAGCAGCAGCCGCUCUGACGUGCAGCUGGUGCAGGGAGAGAGAAAAGAAGAGGGAGGGAGUAAUGAUAAGCUGGUGGAAGUUCCCCAGACAAGCGCAGAGCAAGUAAAUAGGGAUGAAGAGGGUUACUUGCUCGGUAUACUGGCAAUUGUUAUCCACCAGGUAGCUACAUUUUAAAUCCAAUUCCAGUUCAGCCUUGCAGUACUUUGAGCGCUCCAAGUCAGACAGUCACAGUCUAGACACUUUUUUUAACUUACCACCCUCAGAAGACAAAACACCUGACUAUACAAAGAGUAUUCAUACGCAAAGAUGGCACAGAUAGAAAAUGGCUAACAUACUGCAAAGAAAAUCAUUAACUAUAUUGUAUAUGCAUAAUAAUGCAAUGUGUAGUUCUUCAUAGCCACUUCAUUUUUCUCUCAAAGUGCACGAAAUUGAUGCAUUUUACAAUAAAAUGUAAAAACAAAAACAAAAAAAAUUCUCCCGGGGGGGCAUGCCCCCGGCGCCCCCUAGGGGGUCUGUGUUUCCUUUCGUACAGCGAUUCUUGUGGGCUGGGCUGAGUCAAAGUCCAGGGCUGCUUUUUGGUCCCAGUCCGCCCCUGUAUAUGUGUAUGAUGUAACUUGUUUAUUUGGCACCUUUUGGAUUAUGAGAGUCCAAAUGAAUGUAAAAGAGUGCUUAUACACUGCCACAAAAGCUUCAGGAGCAACAUCUGAUAAGGGCGCAAAAUCUGAGAACACACUUUUACAUGAUAAAAAUAUGAUGGUUGGUUGCCUGGUUCAGAUCGGGUAAUGCAGUACUC